This is a messenger RNA of Drosophila ficusphila, 967 nucleotides long. Its product is annotated as superoxide dismutase [Cu-Zn], chloroplastic. The record is from RefSeq and is a predicted model, not a curated record. Gene Ontology annotation, biological process: removal of superoxide radicals. The transcript is spliced from 3 exons. The coding region runs from base 112 to 921 and encodes 269 amino acids. NCBI's taxonomy places the organism in Eukaryota, Metazoa, Arthropoda, Insecta, Diptera, Drosophilidae. Gene Ontology annotation, molecular function: superoxide dismutase activity; copper ion binding.
AUGUCGAAGUCAUCAUGGAUGAGUCGGGUCGGGCGCUUAGAUCAGUUCAUCCGAAACCCCGGAUCCGAGAGGUCUAGAGCUCCCGAUAUUUCAGUUCGCAAAUAAGUUAAAAUGCUCAUUAAACUGAUUUUAACGCUGAUAAUUGGUUAUGGCGGCAUUUUUGCGCCUGGCAGUGCACAAAAUCUGCUGGAUCGACUGCGUCCGGUGAAUGUAACUCGGUUUGAUGAUGGAAUCAAGGUGGUUUCUGGCACAAAAGUAAAGCGGUACGAACGGCUGACGGUCCCGCUCGGAGGUCCCGUCGGAAUUCCAGGAGGUGCUGGCCUCCUGGGACCUCUACUACCUCCACAACCGUCGUAUUUGGGAUAUGCCUAUCAGUUGGUGCCCCAAUGGCAGGCGGGUGCAAAACUGGUUGGUGAUGGGGAAGGAGCGAGCGUGGCAGGCAUGAUAUCCUUCGUUCAGCUUCCUUACAACUCGGACAUUAAGGUGACUAUCAAUGUUACGGGACUACCUCCUGGCAAACAUGCCCUGCAUAUCCACACCUUCGGAGAUCUGAGUGAUGGUUGCAAGUCCACUGGCGGACAGUUUCCCAACAAUUUCCUCGGCAAUGUGGACACCAAGGAUGAUGGUAGUAUCUCGGCGGUUUUUCAGAGCAUCUACUUGCAAUUGUUUGGCAUCAAUGGAAUCGUUGGGCGGUCCAUUGUGAUCCACAGCAAGGCGAUCGAUCUGAAUACGGCCCUCAAUGCGGAGGUCUUUUCGUCCUCCCUCCAAGUAAUGCCAAAUCCUUUGGCUUAUCAGAAUGAGGAGAACUCGGUGGGUCCGGCAAUUGCCUGUGGAGUCAUCAGUCUGAUGAGCACAUCAGCUAGUUCAUCAGGUAUGGCCACCGCAGCACCUGCACCUGCAAUGGAAAGUCCGGAGAUUUAACUUGUAUUCUAACACUAAUCUUAAUAAAUCUUAUCUUAUAACUCAA